Molecule: messenger RNA, 1343 nt
Organism: Perca fluviatilis (European perch)
Lineage: Eukaryota; Metazoa; Chordata; Actinopteri; Perciformes; Percidae
Exons: 3
Coding region: 80-1108 (342 amino acids)
Molecular function (GO): nucleic acid binding
Source: RefSeq, a predicted model, not a curated record
ACGAGGAAGGCCAAGGACCGUAAUCUCUGAUGAGAUCCGAGCCACUUUGGUUGAUCAUGUGGUCAACCAUGGUCUAACAAUGAGGGAAGCUGGGCAAAGAGUACAGCCAAAUUUGAGCAGGUACACUGUAGCAUCCAUCAUCCGGACUUUCCGAAAUGAGAAUAGAACUGAAAGAUUACCAACACGAGGUGGUCGGGAACGUCUUCUGUCUCCUGAACAGGAAACUGAAAUAAUCAACAUGGUCCUAGAAAAUAACGCCAUAACCUUACGGCAAAUACAAAGAAAAAUCCUAGAAAACAAUGAGAUGUUUCAAAAUAUUGAUAGGGUAAGCUUAUCAACACUGGACCGUGUCUUGCGCAGAAAUAAUCUGAGGAUGAAGCAGGUCUACAGGGUGCCAUUUGAACGCAAUUCAGAAAGAGUCAAAGAAUUGCGACAUAACUAUGUGCAAAGAGUCCUCGAGCUAGAGGUGGCUGCAGUGGAGCACCAGUUCAUCUUCAUUGAUGAGGUUGGAUUCAACCUCACAAAAAGACGAAGGAGGGGAAGGAAUAUCAUUGGCCAGCGUGCCAUUGUUGAAGUCCCUGGCCAGCGCGGAGGGAACAUCACAAUGUGUGCAGCGAUUACCCACCAAGGCGUCAUCCAUCACCAUGCUACCCUUGGCCCCUACAACACUGCCCAUCUGAUCACGUUCCUGGACACCCUACACAACACACUCAUUCCACCAGAUCAGGUAGAUGGCCCAGAGCAGCUCAGGUAUGUUGUCAUUUGGGACAAUGUAAGUUUCCACAGGGCUGCUCUGGUUCAUAACUGGUUCACUGCCCACCCACGCUUUUUAGUCCUUUAUCUCCCUCCAUAUUCUCCAUUCCUCAAUCCUAUUGAGGAAUUUUUUUCUGCCUGGAGAUGGAAAGUAUAUGACAGAAAUCCACAAACGCGUAUACCUUUUCUCCAAGCUAUGGAAGACUCAUGUGGAGAUAUAGCAGCUGAUGCUUUUCAUGGCUGGAAUCGCCAUGCUAGGCGAUAUUUCCCCCGCUGCUUGGCCAAGGAAAACAUUGCUUGUGACGUGGAUGAGGUGCUGUGGCCAGACCGAAACAGAAGAGAGGAUGCAGCAUAGUUUUUUUUUUUUUGUUUUUGUUUUUUUUACGGUAUUAUUUUAUGUAACUGUAUACAGUAAAUUCUUCUGUUUUGUAUGUAGACCACUGUAUGUGAAACUUUGUGUUGGUUUGGAAUGGGCUGUACACGGUGUACAUUGUUUUUGUGGGAAAAAUAAAAUGUAUUUGUUACCGUGUAUUUGUGUUUUGAGUAUAAGUACAAUAUUCUCAAAUUCUUUUACAACACACUUAUGUACG